Molecule: messenger RNA, 2637 nt
Organism: Scedosporium apiospermum
Lineage: Eukaryota; Fungi; Ascomycota; Sordariomycetes; Microascales; Microascaceae
Exons: 5
Coding region: 1-2637 (878 amino acids)
Biological process (GO): transmembrane transport
Molecular function (GO): oligopeptide transmembrane transporter activity
Source: RefSeq, a predicted model, not a curated record
AUGGCGUCCAAGGAGAUAACGGAGACGCCCCAAGGGGCGCGGCCUCCUCCAGCCUCGCCCCUUGGGAUCCUAAGUGAGAAGAAGCCAAUCGUUCCCGACUUUUCUGACAAUGUUUCCGACUCGUCGAGAGAUGAGGGUCAGAUCCUCAACGUCACCGAGGACGACCUCCUCGAGGCUAAAGCCCUGGCUUCUACUUUUAGCCUUGAAGAUACCCGUCGGUUGAUGCAACGAGUUCACAAGCAACACUCAAGGGAUCCCAAUUUCCCCAUUAGUAUUAUUGAGAGAAUUGAAGAGUUUCUCGCGAGCGAGGACAUCUUCGACAACCCCGAGAAGCACGAGCGCCUCAUCCAGGAAAUGAAGAUCGAGGCAGCUCUUAUCACCAACAACUCCCCUUACGCCGAAGUGCGAGCUGUCGUCGACAACCACGACGACCCCACCAUGCCGGCAUCGACACUUCGAGCCUGGUUUAUCGGAAUUUUCUUUUCGUGCGCUAUCUCUUUUAUCAACUCAUUCUUCGACGUCCGUCUUCCCAGCAUCUACGUUAUUCAGACCGUCCCCCAGCUCUUGGCGUAUCCAUUUGGUAAACUCCUUGAGAAGACCCUCCCUGACUGGGGAUUUACCCUCUUCGGUGUCUAUCAUAGCCUGAAUCCUGGCCCAUUCAAUAAGAAGGAGCACAUGCUCAUCACCAUCAUGGCCAAUGUCGCAAAGAGCACGCCCUAUACCAACUACAUUGUCUGGAUCCAGGUUCUUCCCCAGUAUUUCAACCAGCCCUGGGCAAUCAGUGUCGGCUACCAGGUUCUCAUCGCUUUGUCCACGAACUUUAUCGGUUACGGUCUCGCGGGCCUUUGCCGCCGUUUCCUUGUCUACCCCGCAUACUGUGUCUGGCCCUCGUCUCUCGUGACCAUUGCCCUCAACGCUGCUUUCCAUGAUGGCGCUAGCGAGAGCGCAUCGGUUCUUGGCCCUCUCAAGAGCGUAUGGAAAAUGACCCGUAUCAGGUUCUUCGCCUGGGCUUUCGGGCUCAUGUUCCUUUACUUCUGGCUUCCAAACUACCUUUUUGCCGCACUGAGCUACUUCAGCUGGAUUACCUGGAUUGCUCCCAAUAAUGGCGACCUCGCCAGAAUCACUGGCGGCUAUCGAGGCCUGGGAUUGAAUCCCAUCCCUUCAUUCGACUGGAACAUCUUUACUUACGUGGUAGAUCCUCUCAUGGUCCCUUUCUUCUCGACCUUUAACGUAUUCCUCGGAACAUUUUUCUCCAUGUUCGUUAUCAUCGCUAUUUAUUACACUAAUACCUUCAACACGGGCUUCCUCCCCAUUAAUUCGAACCGUACCUACGAUCAUUUCGGUAAGAUUUACAAAGUCGCUUCCAUCAUUGACGAAAGAGGCAUCUUCGAUGGAGAAAAGUAUGAGCAAUACUCGCCUCCAUUCCUAUCGGCUGGAAAUGCCGUCGUCUACUUAUUCUUCUUCGCCGUCUACUCGGCCACUGUGACCUACGGUAUUCUCUACCACAGACACGAGAUCAUGCUGGGACUUAGGGAUGCCUGGUCCGCCAUUAAGUGGAAGAAGAACAAGAACGGUGACGACCAAGAGAUCACCCAGGAAAAGGCGGACCGCGAUGCCCUUGAUAUCCACAAUCGUUUGAUGUCCUCCUACAAGGAGGUUCCCGAAUGGUGGUAUAUGAUUUGCUUGGUUAUUUCGAUUGGCCUUGGAAUCGCCGGAAUUGCUGCGUACCCCACAAACACGACUCCCGCCGUGGUGCUCUACGGUAUUGCGCUUUGUCUGGUCUUCGUCGUCCCUAUUGGUAUCAUCAAGGCUAUGACUGGCGUGGAAGUUACGCUGAACGUGUUGGCCGAGUUCAUCGGCGGUGUUUGGGUUGAAGGAAACGCCAUUGCCAUGUGCUUCUUCAAGUCUUACGGCUACGUCACGGCGGCCCACGCUCUUUCUUUCAGCGCCGAUCUCAAGCUUGCGCACUACAUCAAGAUUGCGCCCCGGUUCACCUUUUUUGCUCAGAUGGUGCCGACCGUGGUGUCGACGUUCAUUAGCGUCGCCGUCCUCCAGUAUCAGAUUCACAUCGACAAGAUCUGCACCGAAGACGCGCCCUUCCGAUUCACCUGUCCAGGUCCCAACACUUUCUUCACCGCCGCCGUCUUUUGGGGAACUGUAGGUCCGAGGAAAAUUUGGGGAGUCGGCGGCCAAUAUGCCGUUACUCUCGUCGGUUUCCCCAUUGGCGUUGCUGUUGUCGCAAUCUUCUACCUACUCAGCUUGAAGUGGCCCAAGAACGCCAUCAUCAGGAACGCCCAUCCUGUUGUAAUGUUCAAUGGUGCUCUUAUCUGGGCUCCCUACACCCUCGCUUAUGUCUGGCCCGCCGUUCCUGUCGCUGCCUUCUCGUGGCUCUACCUCAGGAAGAGGUUCCUGGGCUUCUGGUCAAAGUACAACUUCGUUACUUCCGCUGCCUUCUCCUGCGCUGUUGCCAUUUCGGGUAUCGUCAUCUUCUUUGCUCUCCAGAUUUCUAACAUCGAGGUCGAUUGGUGGGGCAAUAGCGUUCCCUUCGAGGGCUGUGAAGGCGCUGUAUCAUGCACCCUCAAACAGCUUGAGAAUGAAGGAGACUACUUCGGCCCAAGGAUUGGUGAAUUCCAUUGA